GAGCCUGGCGGGCCUCCGCACUUCCCUUUCCGGUUCCAGAAGAGCCGCGUCGGUGCCGCCUUGGUCCGUCAGGCCUCUGCUCAUCUCUCUUGAUUCAGCACCGCUGCUGUGCCGCGCCUAGGGCUCGGAUCCCGUCGGGAAAAAUGUCAGAUGAAUUUUCGUUGGCAGAUGCGCUGCCUGAACCAUCCUCUGCCAAAACGUCUGCUGUGAGCAAUGCAAAAGCCGGCCAAUCUCAAGUCUGGCCAGGCUCCAACCCUUGGAGUAACCCAAGUGCUCCACCUGCUGUGCCGUCUGGACUCCCGCCAGGUGGUGCAGCGCCCUCUCCUGUGCCUUUCGGACCAGCACCAACAGGAAUGUAUCCAUCUAUGCCUCCAACUGGACCACCUGCCGGACCCCCAGCACCCUUUCCUCCUUCUGGACCAUCAUGCCCCCCACCUAGUGGUCCUUAUCCAGCCCCUGCUGUGCCAGGCCCUGGCCCAACAGGGCCAUAUGCUACGCCAAAUAUGCCCCUUCCAGAGCUACCUAGGCCAUAUGGUGCCCCCACAGAUCCAGCUGGUACUUUAGGUCCAUGGGGAUCUAUGUCUUCUGGACCUUGGGCACCAGGAAUUGGGGGGCAGCACCCUAAUAUGCCGUAUCGACCUCCAGGGCCAUACCCCACUGCUCCACCUCCAAUGUCAGGAGCACCGCCUGUUCCAUGGGGCACUGUGCCACCAGGAGCCUGGGGACCACCAGCACCAUAUCCUGGCCCUGCAGGAUCAUAUGCUACACCAGGACCCCAUCCUACUCCAAAUAAUCCUUACCAAGUGCCUUCUGGACCCGCUGGUGCUCCACCAAUGCCUGGUGGCCCCCACUACCAUUAAGUUGACAGUGGAUGAAGAGAUGGCACGUUGCUCUUUGAAGUACAUGUACAUGCACAUGAAGGCGUAUUACAAAUGGCUGCUUCCCUGUUGGUAAAGGGCGUUCAUGAAAGAACUUUUGUACCUCAGAGAGUUCCUGCUUCGUAUGUUUGGAUAUGUAGAACGUUAUGUGGGUACAAUCAGAUAAAAAUGUAAAAGCAAAUCAUUUAAGUGUGGUUAAUGUGGUUAUGUAUAUUGAAUAACUUUUGAUAAUGUUUGUGUAAAGUAUAACUAUACCCUCAGAAUUUAAAAUGACGUGGAUUAUUGUUAAAAUCUGUAACUUAAUUGGCAAAGUAAUUCAAGUAUUUUUUAUAAUCACCCCCACCUCACACCUAUAUAACUGAAAACAAUCGCUUAAUUAAAACAUGACUCAACAUUUUGAGGUCCUCUAGCUACACAAACCAGAGCCUCUUGUUAAUAUUUUAGCUACAUAAAUGUAUUGUGUAUGUGUUUACUGAGUUUAAGCCAACAUUAUACUCAGCUCUGCCAAAAUAAGAUAAUGUUCCUAUCACAAAAGCAUGAUCGAAGGACAGGUUUGCUCUGACAGCUCUAGGAAAAUGUUGGCGCCAAAUGUACGUAGACAAGUUAGGGCUUACUAGAGAGUCAGACUGCCGUGUUUUGAACCCAGCCUCAGAACGAGACAGCAGGGAGAUGAGGCAGGGAGCUGCUGGGCAGUCACUGCAGGGCCUCAUAAUCCAGCCGCUGUCCAAGCCAGCAGGUGGAGCUGGGAGCUUUCCUCUCACUAGCGAACACCGGGGACGGACACAGAGAUGGCAGAUUCCUCUUAACACUGUGGAACCCAUGAAUCCUUUUUCCUUAGGAAGCAUUUACAAAAGGUGGUUCAUUUCUAAUGUGUUAUUUCCUUAUCAGUUCUGGUUACUGGUGGGACUAAAUAAAGAUCAUUUAUGGCUUUUUUUUUUUUGGAAAGUGCUCUAAAUUUUAAAUGACAUUCUUGCAGUGACUGAACCACAACUGGUUUGAGUCGCUGCAAAAUUCCAUGCAUGUAAUACAUGUUUCUUGGCCUCAAUAUACCAGACAACUGAAGGGGAAAACUCCUGGGUUGACAGAGCCCAUGGUCAGACCUCUCAAUAGACCAGGUGUAGGAAGCUGAGCUUGGCCAGUGGCUCGGGCAGACAUGUAACCAUCUAGCUCAGUGUGCAUGACUGCACACCUGUUCCUUUCCAAAGGACACAUCUCGUACCGGUACAUCCUGCGAGUCUGCAAGGCAGUCUGCUCUGCAGCUCUCCCAGUGUGAGCAGUCAGUCCCAUGUGUAUUACAGACCCUCAUCCACCCCAAUUUACAGAGUUAACGGAGGUGGUGGAACAUUCGGGAGGCAGAGGCAAGCGGAUCUCUGUGAGUUCAAAGCCAGCCUGGUCUACAAAGGAAGUUUCGGGACAGCCACAGCUACACAGGGAAAUCCUGUCCUGGGGGGAAAGAAGAGAGAUGCUGUAUUUGCCUCCUGGUUGGUUCAAAACCUUGUAAUGGGGAGGUCGCGGCCCCAGCCUGAGCUCCUGAUUGGCAGAUGUCGUUGCAGGCUUCCGCAUCUCAGUGUGGAGCUUCCCUUCUUGUCUGCUCUGCUGCUCCAGGUGUGAAGUUUGUCCACUUUUGGGUCAGAUUUUAGAGUCUUUGGCUUCACACAGCAAAGCAUGGCAUUGAGCUUAUGCUGGGUGUGCCAGGGGUGCCUUGGCAGUGACUGGUGACCUAAAAUGUCCCUAGUCUUGCCAGGUGGGUUCAAACAUUGAUUCACCAAAGAUACUUCCUGCAUUAAAGCCUUAUAACCGUUAAGUGCAUUUGGUGCCAACAUUUUUCUAGAGUUCUGGCUGAGCAGGAAGCCUGUCCUUGGAAUGUAACGCAAUUUUGAAAGGAACGUUUUGUUAUUUUAGCAAAACUGGGUAUAAUUGGAUUAAGCUUAUCCACAAAAUGAUUGCUGAUUCUUCUCCCGGGGGCUUCUUGGGUCUGGAGCCUGCCCUGCCUACCUAUGGAAUUUUAAGCCAAUAAUUAUCAGCUGCCAAGUUCAUCAGCUGGUGUGUUGUUGUGUUGAUGAUGGUGAUGUUUUGGGGAGUGUCGUUAGGAGAAUCUAAUGGCCCAUCCCACAUGGUGUGUUUUGGGUGGCACUUCCAUUUUAACCGCUGCUUUAUGGACUUUCCGACUGAUAAUGGCGACUUAGUGAAUUUAUUAUUAUCUAAUUUAAGAGCAGUCUUCAAAGGGAUAGCAGAAUUUUCUGUUAUUUUUAUUUUUUUCUGAACAUUUCUGCUGUUGCCCUCAGGAUAGAGUAUUUCUGGGUUCUAGAUGGAUUCAGGAAAAGCAAAUUUAAAUAAAAAGCAAAAGGUAGCCAAAUGAGGAAAAGAAUCUGGAAAAGGUUUUCUAUUUUUGUUUUAACCCAAGAAAAGAAUAAUAUUGUUUUCAGGACAGUCCAUGCUGGGCCAGGACUGGUCUACUAAAAAGACAGUUUGUCAAUAAGUGGUUGGUCCAAAUAACAGAAUUUGUUCACAUGUGUUGACAAUGUUUAAAUAAAUAUGGCAAAAACA
Messenger RNA from Myodes glareolus (Bank vole), 3425 nucleotides. It is a transcript of the gene Mapk1ip1l, whose product is annotated as mitogen-activated protein kinase 1 interacting protein 1 like. NCBI's taxonomy places the organism in Eukaryota, Metazoa, Chordata, Mammalia, Rodentia, Cricetidae. The record is from RefSeq and is a predicted model, not a curated record.